Cooperia oncophora is the source of this 321-nucleotide messenger RNA. NCBI's taxonomy places the organism in Eukaryota, Metazoa, Nematoda, Chromadorea, Rhabditida, Trichostrongylidae. The record is from the annotation of a GenBank genome assembly.
AUGAUGCUUAUCAGGUUACUGGCUGUUCUGGUCCUGUUGACAAUGUCAGCUUCGUUCCCGUUGUUUAACAACUCGCUCUCCAGGAACGUCCCCAGCACAACACCGACUGUCAUUCACCAUCGCCAUAAGGCUCCUAAGACUUUGCGAGACCAUACCACAAACGUGAUUUCCAGCAACACAACCGACACAAGCACCGACGACGCAGUUUGGCUUCCAAAGAAGAGGCAAAAGUUCGACGAAACAAGCACCUUCUGCUUACUAAACCCUACUGGCCAUGGCCUUGAUCUUUCACCCAAUCCUCUAACUCUCUUGGAAAGGUGA